Fusarium odoratissimum NRRL 54006 is the source of this 1500-nucleotide messenger RNA. RefSeq lists its product as uncharacterized. Bases 1 to 1500 code for a protein of 499 amino acids. The record is from RefSeq and is a predicted model, not a curated record. The transcript has 2 exons. Lineage: Eukaryota; Fungi; Ascomycota; Sordariomycetes; Hypocreales; Nectriaceae.
AUGAGCCCACAGGACCAGGCGACCUUUUCAAUAGCCGAGACGGAUGCACCCGACUUGCUGGAACCAUCGUCACUUGCAAUGCUCGAUGCGGUGGCGAUGCCUUGGAUGGAUGGGAUAUUUGACUCGUAUCCCGACCAGCAGUGGGACUUGAGUCCGGACUCCGCAGUACUUUAUAAUGGCGCCGCGCAACUUUGGUUGCCGCAAACGGAUUCGCCUGGUCAAAUAUCCACUGACUUCAACGCGGGCAGCCUGUCCUCUAGUUCCCCUCAGACGGUCUCCGAUCGGGUGUUGGCACAGCACUAUACCCAGAAUCUGGCGUCCAAGUACAGCUCCAAGGGCCAGACCUGGAACAAUCACACAUAUUUCUUCAAUCGAUUUAACUCAAGUCAUUCGUUUGUGAUAUCGGCUCUUUACGCGUGGACAGCUGCUCACCUUUACUGCAACGGGACUUUGGGUUCGGAGAGUAGCGCCCUAGAACAUUAUGAAAAGAGUCUCGUAGCUCUCGGGGAUCAAUUGGGCAUCCAGCUUGGGAUUGGGGUCGUGGAUGAAGAACUAAGCCAGACUUGGCCUCAGCUUAUCACCCGAGAUGAUGAUUUGGAUGCCAUCUCAGUGACGCUUUAUUUCCUCGCCUGGACCGAUCUGCUGCUUUCACGAAGGGCCUCAUUGAAGCGUAUGCUAAGUCUAGAAGCUUGCCUUCUGGAAAGCCGAGGCCACGGUGAUCAAUCGCAGUCAGUUUACGGUAGAAUGGCUGUGUGGUUCUGCUUCCUCGAUGCUCGCGCUUCUCUCUUUUCCCAAGAUAAUGAUCGCAUCAUACAGUGUCUGGGCAACGACUUGGGAUUAAUGUUUGCUGUGGACAAGUCCUACAACUUUCUGCAACAAGAAUACACUCUGCUAUACCCGAAUGAAGAGCGACGAUGGGAUGAGGCUCAUAGGCCUUUGUAUGUGGCUACGUGUCGCUUGGUCGCUCUCUUAGGGAUGAUAUCCAUAGGCGACCGCAACGCGGCGAUGGAGAGUCAAGAGGCAAGUACAAGAGCAUCAUUGGAUGAUAUACAUCAGGGCCUCGCCAGUAUCAGCGAAGAGAAGGCUGCAGAAAAGAAAGUGCUCUCCAUCUUCCUCACCGUGAACGCCCUCUUCCACGCAGUACAUAUAUACGCCUCCAGAGUCUACCGACCAGCGGACGAAAUUUAUACAGAUACUUCGCAUGCUGAGGAUUUAAUUGGCAUCACUCGCCGCUUUUACUCCAAGCUGAAACGGCCGAGGAUGGAAGCGCCGCCGACCAAGAUAUGGCCUAUCCCACUCAUCAUGGCAGCGAUUGAGGCAAAGGACCCUAUCUACAGAGACUGGGCGCUCCAGCUUAUCAAGGACUGCUCUCAUGCUGGAAAGCAUUAUGUCAACGCCUGUGCUUUUGUCGAAAAGGUGCAUGCCGCCGAGGAGGGGACGGGCUGUCGCGCCAAUCUUUCCCAGAUCGCUGAAGACAUGGGCGACAAUUUUGUGAUUUGA